This is a messenger RNA of Patiria miniata (bat star), 2733 nucleotides long. Its product is annotated as potassium/sodium hyperpolarization-activated cyclic nucleotide-gated channel 4-like. Gene Ontology annotation, molecular function: monoatomic ion channel activity. Gene Ontology annotation, biological process: monoatomic ion transport; transmembrane transport. Gene Ontology annotation, cellular component: membrane. Bases 263 to 1963 code for a protein of 566 amino acids. The record is from RefSeq and is a predicted model, not a curated record. The transcript has 11 exons. Lineage: Eukaryota; Metazoa; Echinodermata; Asteroidea; Valvatida; Asterinidae.
AUGUGUGCGCUCGGUAACUAAUAGCAUUGAUGCAAACAUUGCUGUGUGAAAUUUAACGCACAUACGUCUACGGUGAGUGCGCUUCAUUUCGUUCGGUCAGGUGGGUCAUAACUCGCCAGAAUUCCUCAAGUUUUCUUCCUUGUUUCUAACCUUUCUGCACAAAUGGGGCAAUUACGGCAGGCUACCAUGCUACAAAGAGCGCACUCCAGUAACUCGAGAUAAUUACAAAGACUCCAGCCACUGAUACCUGGUCUGUCUCGAGAUGGCAGAGGGUGUGGAGCUGGAACGGGUGAGAGUGGUGCCUGGGUCCGAGUCGGAAGGGGGAGGACCGGCAAGGAGCGACAGCGCGGUGCUUGCAGCCAUGGGCGUUGCCGUCAAACCACGCAGUAGGCGGCGCCAGUCCAUCGCCGAAGCUAUGACCAAGGAGAACCUGUUCCAUGCUUCCACCAAAGACUUCGUCAAGAGGAUCUACCGGAGCGACAAGGCGUUGAAGAACGAGCAGCUCCGACAGCAGAGGUUCAGACAUUUCGUCAUCCAUCCGUUCAGCAACUUCCGCUGGUACUGGGAUCUGUGGAUGGUGUUCCUAAUGUCCAUCACCUUGAUCCUCCUGCCGGUCAACAUCGCCUUCUACAGCAACCAGUUCUCCAUCUCCUGGACUAUGGUCAACUGCUUCACCGACAGCUUCUUCCUGAUCGACAUCUGUCUCAACUUCCUGACUGGGAUUGUCGACCACCAGAACGAAAAUGUGAUUUUAAUGCGCAGGCGAAUCGCCUUGCGGUACCUCCGUUCCUGGUUCUUUCCCGAUUUCAUUUCGUCGUUUCCGUUUGACUACAUCUACAUCUUCAUGCAAGGCACCACAGACUACAAGGCGAGCUCGACUUCACUGACUCUGCGUGUAUUCAGAUUAGCCAAGAUUCUUGGUAUUCUGCGUUUACUCCGUCUGGCUCGUCUCAUGCGAUACGUGCACAAACUCGAAGAGAUACUAAAUGUCGAGGGAGCAGUCAUACGCAUCGUGAAUCUCACAUUGGUUAUGCUUGUUGUGAUCCAUUGGAACGGAUGCAUCCAAUUCUUCAUCGCAUUCGCUCAGGAUUUUCCGACGGAUAGUUGGGUUUCCAUCAGUGACCUAGAGCACGCGGACAAGUGGCAGCAGUAUUCGUGGUCCUUCUUCAAAUCAAUCUGCCACAUGCUGGGCAUCGGCUUCGGCCGCCAUGUUCCGCAGAACCUGAUCGAGAUGUGGGCGGCAACUAUCAGCAUUAUGCUGGGGGCGACCUUCUACGCCCUCUUUGUCGGCCAGAUGGCGACCCUCAUGUUGUCUAUUGAUGCGUCUGGACGUAUCUACAAUGAAAAGAUCAACCAAGUAAAGGAGUAUAUGCGAUAUCGCAAGGUACCAUCAAGCACCCAGAAGCGUGUCCUGGAAUACUACGAGCACCGUUACCAGCGAAAGUACUUUGAUGAAGACACCAUCUUGCGAGAACAGAACGACCCUAUACGCAGGGAGAUUACCCAGCACCGUUUGCGCUCCCUUGUCCGGAAAGUGGACUUUCUGAAUCAAGGCAGCCCAGAAUUUGUCCUUGACGUCAUCGAGAAAUUGACCUUCGAGGUCUACCUCAGCGAUGACGUCAUCAUCACGGCUGGUCGCCUAGGCAACGUCAUGUACUUUAUCGAGCACGGCACGGUGAGCAUCGAGGUGGAGGGACGGACAGUGGGCACGCUGCACGAUGGCGAUCACUUUGGCGAAAUUGCUCUCCUUAUAGACGAGCGCAGGGUGGCGUCCGUCAUAGCGAAGACUACAUGCGACAUCUACAGUCUCAACAGAGAGAACUUUGAUAAAGUGCUGACCGAGUACCCCAAUAUGAGGAAAAUGAUGGCCGCCGUGGCAAAGGAACGACUGCAGAAAAUAAUCCAAAGCAACGCAGAAUCAUCUGAUGACACUGAGGAAUUUCAUAUGGCAGAAAGCAAGUAAUAUCUGAGGAAAGUCAACAACAAAAAGGGAAAUCAAAAUUGGUAAUGAGUCAUUGUUCAAGGAAACAAGGCAAAUGUCCAACAGAAAAUCAAAGAUUCAAGAACAAAAUGCCUUUUUAAGAUCAAGAUUUAUGAUGCGAAAAGACAAUCAGAAACACCCAUUCAGUCCAAUUCAACUUUAUUGGAAAACAAAUCACGAUUGUUAUGUACAAUUGACACGCCAGGUUUUUAAGUUAUUUUUUUCAGUUUGCAUUUUCUUUGAAACUUUGUUAAAGCUGUUUUUCAAUGAUUAAAAUAUUUUAGCAAUACGUACACACCCAGUGAACAUUAUUGUCUGGUAUAUAGUUUGAUAUUUUUUAACAACUAGUACCCUUGUGCGUGUACCAAAAGUUUGAUAACUAAAAUCUAUUCAGUAGGAAACCUGGGGGAGAUGUAAUUGACAAUAAUGACUAUACAGGAAGUCACUUUUUACAUAAAAGUUGUUUCAUAAGUACUCAAUCAUACAAUUUUUCGACACAGUUAAUUUCUAACAUAAAAGAAACGGGAUAUUUUUACAAAUUAAUCCAAAUCUUUGAGAGUUUUAGUGAAUAAAUACAGCAGAGGUACAGACAAAUGCAAGUAGUGAAAUUGAAGAACACAAUUUUUAUAGAAUGCAAUUCCAGACCUAAUUACACUGCAACCUUAAACCUUUUCUGAGAUUUGUAAAAUUUGAAUAGCAUUUGGGUUCCCUACAAGACAUCAAUGAAAUAAAAGACAGAUUAUCAAGCUGAA